AUGAUUUACCUUUACACAGAAAACUGCACUAAAGCCCGAAUUGUAUUUAUUUAUUUAUGUAUUUAUUUAUUUACACUAACAGUUGUAUUUAUUUCAGCAGAUAAACCCAAGGUGUAUCAGGGUGUGAGAGUGAAGGCAACGGUCAAAGAGCUUCUGCAGAAGCGGAGAGCGCUUGAGGCGGCAAUAAAAACCACAAAGGUAUCUCAAAGUCCGGCGACUCAAGACUUUCAUUCCCCAUCAUUUCCUGCCUAUCACUUUGACGUUUGCCCUGGGAACUCCAUGCCAGACAGCAACAGUUUCCAGCCGCAACAAUACACAGACAACAUUUGUAAUAUCCCUUUAGAGACCAGUCCGUUCGACAAUCAGCAGUUCAUUAAUAUGAUGCUGCCGCCAGAGAAUUUCAGCAACAGCUCACUUCCAGCGGCGUCUUCCGCGCAGUAUUGGACUCACGGACAUUUUCCGUCGAACUCUGACUACUACAACCAAGGAAUGGCUUCCAGCUCUCCCUCAGAUUCCAUGAACAUCACCAGUCCAAUAGAUUACAACAGCUAUUCCCCUCCUCAAAGCUACUCCUCUUCCUCCUCGUGCUACAGCUCUCCCACGCGAAUGGACUCCAGUUACAGUUUGGUCCCCGAGUGUUAUCAUUACCAGCACUGCAGCCCACAGCACUGCUACUGUGUGUCACAUUGGCUAGGUCCCCAGGAAGACUUCACAAAUCUCGAAUACACGAAUUAUGGGACACCAGACUCUGCCUUCACGUCAGCAGUAGAAGAGAGCUACUUCAGAAGGGACAGGCCAUUGUCCAGCUCUGAGAUGUGUUACCUUUAAGACAUUUUUACCUGUCACAUUCCAUAUUUUUGUUGUGUCUAUAAACCAAUCUGUUCGAGGAGUUGUUGUUGAAACAUUUUUUUUUAAAUCAAAUUUGAAUUUUUUGAGGUCCUCUCAGAAGUUUUGUUGACCUGCCUCUGGAUUGAACAAAUGAAUGCAAUGCACUUGUAUAAUAUUCUGGCUUUUGUUGACUUAUUGAUAUUUUUUCACCAAAUGAUUGAAAACAUUGUGGAUAUUUCCAAUUUUGAACAAAACACAAGCAUAGAUUUCUUUAAAAAAUAAAAAUAUAUAUUUGUAA
Molecule: messenger RNA, 1126 nt
Organism: Anguilla anguilla (European eel)
Lineage: Eukaryota; Metazoa; Chordata; Actinopteri; Anguilliformes; Anguillidae
Gene: pou2af3
Product: colorectal cancer associated 2
Exons: 4
Coding region: 1-828 (275 amino acids)
Molecular function (GO): POU domain binding; DNA binding
Source: RefSeq, a predicted model, not a curated record